AUGUCAGGAACAGCAGAUUUUAUGCAGUUUGUAAAUUACAUGCAAUGUACUUUAUCCGACGCAAAUACACCCAUUUUAACGAAUUUAUACGUGAAUUUCACCACCUAUCAACCACCUAUUGGAUGUAUUAAUUUUGCUGAAAAAUUUAUCUUCUGGAAACAACUAUAUGAUCAAUUCGCCCAGGAACAGGAAAAAAUCGCCAACGCUAACCUUUUCGCACAAACUCCUCAACCAACGGACCCGCGUCUGAAAAUCACAAAAACUCAACUGCCAGAAGAUUUAACAAGCCUGUGCAACAACAACGACCGUGAACUAUUUCAGACUUUUGAUUUAACAAAUGACCAUACUACGGCAUUACAAUCACAACCCGCAUGCGAUUCACACGUCGACAACAACGCAGAAAUUAGCAGCACAGAAACCACCAUGAACGCAGACGACACCAUAGCAACAACAGAAACCGCACCGGAACCCGUAGCUGAAGCCAUUGUCGAAAUAUUAAACACAUCACAUCCCGAACAAACCCCGCCAACAUCAGAUGAAGAAGAAAAACCACCUACCCCGAACUACGUAAGAUCCCCGAGCCGUGGUAAAAACAUUGAACAACUAAAAGCCAUUCACAACGAAAUCGAAACUGCAACAAAAACGAAACAACGAUGUAAACCGACACCCGUACCCCGAAAACGAAAGAGAGCCCCCACUAACGUUGACGGACCUGGACCCGGAACACCAUCCAAGGAUUCGGCGUUGCUACGCGACGCAAAAAAUGCCGAAAUUGAUGAUGUCGACACGAUGGCUAUUCGCGAAGUAGCGCUUUUCUCAUCAAACGGGCAAGUACGAAAAAAGGCCCGACUGUUAACCAAGCACAACAAAGAUGUCAAGUGUUUUGCGAUAAAACACUAUUCACCACUGGAGUAUAUCGCUGAGAAAAAGUUAAAAGCUUUUCAAAUAAUAAAAGAACAGAGACUAAAACUAAAAACACUAAAUUACAUGGAACAAAAUGUGCUGGCCAACUUAGAAGAGAUACAAAACUUUUAA
Messenger RNA from Paramuricea clavata, 1035 nucleotides. NCBI's taxonomy places the organism in Eukaryota, Metazoa, Cnidaria, Anthozoa, Malacalcyonacea, Plexauridae. The record is from the annotation of a GenBank genome assembly.